Cokeromyces recurvatus is the source of this 1542-nucleotide messenger RNA. Its product is annotated as glutaryl-CoA dehydrogenase. Gene Ontology annotation, cellular component: mitochondrial inner membrane. The record is from RefSeq and is a predicted model, not a curated record. NCBI's taxonomy places the organism in Eukaryota, Fungi, Mucoromycota, Mucoromycetes, Mucorales, Mucoraceae. Gene Ontology annotation, biological process: fatty acid beta-oxidation using acyl-CoA dehydrogenase; fatty-acyl-CoA biosynthetic process. Gene Ontology annotation, molecular function: flavin adenine dinucleotide binding; glutaryl-CoA dehydrogenase activity; fatty-acyl-CoA binding. The transcript has 4 exons. Bases 203 to 1462 code for a protein of 419 amino acids.
GUCGUGCAUCUUUUAUUUCUCUUAGGCAAAUAACCUUCUUUAGUAAGAGACUACAUAGGUUGUGGGAAAUUAUUAUAAUUUUUUAAUAAAUAAAUAUUAACAUUUACCCCGCAACAAUUCUUUAUUUCAUUUCAAUUUUUCAUUCUUCUAUUUUAUUUCAUUCUUUUCCUUUUCUUUUCCUUUUCUUUAUCUUUUAUACAUAAUGCUAGCACGUCCUAUUUUUCGUACUAGAGCUAUUGUGAAUUCACACAUCAUAUCGAGAACAAUGGCUUCCAAGGCAUUUGUUAAAUACAACUGGGAAGACCCUUUAAACUUCGAGAAGCUAUUGACUGAAGAUGAAAUUUUUGUUCGUGACGCUGCUCAUAGUUAUUGUCAAGAACGUCUUUUACCUAGAGUGAUUAAUGCUUAUCGUAACGAAAAAUUUGACAGGGAAAUUUUGUCUGAAAUGGGUGAACUUGGAUUUUUAGGCUCAACAAUUGAAGGCUAUGGUUGUGCAGGUGUUUCAUCAGUUGCUUAUGGUUUAACAGCCCGUGAAGUUGAACGUGUUGACUCUGGUUAUAGAUCUGCUAUGUCUGUUCAAUCUUCAUUAGUUAUGCAUCCUAUUAAUGCUUAUGGUACUGAUACACAAAAGGAGAAAUAUCUUCCUCGUUUAGCAAAGGGUGAAAUGGUGGGCUGUUUUGGUUUGACUGAACCUAAUCAUGGCUCUGAUCCUGGAAGUAUGGAGACUACAGCAAAGAAAGUCAAUGGUCAUUAUGUAUUGAAUGGAUCUAAAACAUGGAUUACAAAUUCACCUAUUGCAGAUGUAUUUGUUGUUUGGGCAAAGAAUUUAGAUGAGGAAGGAAAGCCGAUUCGUGGGUUUAUUUUAGAAAAGGGUAUGAAAGGAUUAGAGGCACCUGUCAUUAACGGGAAAUUUUCUCUUCGGGCCUCCGUUACGGGCAUGAUUAUGAUGGACCAUGUAGAGGUACCUAUUGAGAACAUGCUCCCUAAGGCAAAAGGAUUAAGUGGACCCUUUGGUUGUCUGAAUAAUGCUCGUUAUGGUAUUGCAUGGGGUGCCCUGGGUGCAGCAGAGGCUUGUUUAGCACAGGCUCGUUCUUAUACCUUGGAUCGUAAACAAUUUCACCGUCCGUUGGCUGCAAAUCAAUUAAUCCAGAAAAAGUUGGCAGAUGCAAAUACAGAGAUCGCCUUAGGCUUACAGGCUUGUGUUCAAGUAGGUCGUCUUAAGGACUCUGGUGAGCUUGCUCCUGAAAUGAUUUCGAUGAUUAAACGCAAUUCAUGUGGUAAGGCUCUAGCUAUUGCUCGAGAAUGUCGUGACAUGUUGGGUGGUAAUGGUAUCUCGGAUGAGUAUCAUAUAAUCCGUCAUGCUGCUAAUUUAGAGGCUGUAAAUACUUAUGAAGGAACUCAUGAUGUACAUGCUUUAAUCCUUGGUAAAGCUAUUACAGGUAUUCCUGCCUUUGCUAAUUAAAUAAGCACUCUUUAUAACAAUAAUAAACGUGUAAUACUGCUUUAUUCAUUUAUUUACUGAUAGUGAAUGGAGAGAAGAGG